Messenger RNA from Trichoplusia ni (cabbage looper), 3026 nucleotides. It is a transcript of the gene pug, whose product is annotated as C-1-tetrahydrofolate synthase, cytoplasmic. NCBI's taxonomy places the organism in Eukaryota, Metazoa, Arthropoda, Insecta, Lepidoptera, Noctuidae. Gene Ontology annotation, molecular function: formate-tetrahydrofolate ligase activity; methylenetetrahydrofolate dehydrogenase (NADP+) activity; methenyltetrahydrofolate cyclohydrolase activity. The record is from RefSeq and is a predicted model, not a curated record. Gene Ontology annotation, cellular component: cytosol. Bases 156 to 2957 code for a protein of 933 amino acids. The transcript is spliced from 15 exons. Gene Ontology annotation, biological process: tetrahydrofolate interconversion.
CGGCCAUGGACCUGCCAAACAGGUUACAAUUCUAGACACGCACACCGCGUCAGUAGGUUGUAGUCAAUGAGCAGACGCCGGUGGUCGCGGUAGACUCAAAAACCACAUUUAAGUGAAUUAAAAACAUUAUAUUUGUUACAUAAUAGUUGUAAACAAUGUGGCAGCCACAAGGGAGUUUGGAUCCAGUAUUAGAGUCGAUUGAGAAUGACCUUCGCCAGCAGGUGCAGGAGGCACGUUCGAAAUGGUCGAACUUUGCCCCUCGGCUUGCCAUCGUGCAGGUCGGCGGCCGCGAGGACUCCAACGUCUACAUCAGGAUGAAGCUCAAGGCCGCGGAGAACAUCGGCAUCACCGCUGAACACGUCAAACUACCUCGGGACAUCACUGAAACAGAGCUCCUGGCGAGGAUCACGGAGCUGAACGAGUCUCCCGACGUGCACGGCAUCAUAGUCCAGAUGCCACUGGACUCCGCGCACCCCAUCGACUCCCACAGGAUCACCGACGCCGUGUCCCCUGACAAGGAUGUUGAUGGCCUGAACACAAUCAACGAGGGUCGUGUGGCUGUAAAUGACUUCUCCGGGUUCAUCCCGUGCACGCCGGCCGGCUGUGUGGAGCUGAUCAAGCGCUCGGGCGUGGAAAUCGCCGGCAAGAACGUGGUGGUGCUGGGCCGCAGCCGCAUCGUCGGCACCCCCGUCUCCGAGCUCCUCAAGUGGGAACACGCCACCGUCACCGUCUGCCACUCCAAGACCAAGAACUUGAGCGAAAUCACGAAAACAGCUGACAUUCUUGUAGUAGCCAUCGGUAGGGGAGAAAUGGUCCGCGGCUCAUGGAUCAAGCCUGGCGCGGUAGUCAUCGAUUGCGGCAUCAACCCCAUCGCAGAUCCGACAAAGAAGAGUGGCCAGCGUUUGGUGGGCGACGUAGCGUAUGGUGAGGCGGUGCAGGUGGCGUCGCACGUGACGCCGGUGCCGGGUGGAGUGGGCCCCAUGACCGUCGCGAUGCUCAUGAAGAACACCGUGCUGGCCGCACGCAGACAGCUCGACCGCUUACUCGCACCCACUUGGCCACUACGACCACUAAGGAUUACUCCACUAUCUCCUCCACCCAGCGACAUAGUGAUCGCGCGCUCGCAGAAACCGAAGGACAUUAGCGAGCUGGCUCAUGAGAUCGGGCUGUUCUCGAACGAGGUGUCGCAGUACGGCCGCACCAAGGCCAAGAUCUCGCUCUCCGUGCUCGACAGGAUGAGGAACCAGCAGAGCGGGAAGUACAUCGUGGUUGCCGGUAUCACCCCGACCCCCUUGGGCGAGGGUAAGAGCACCACCCUGCUGGGGCUGGUGCAAGCUCUGUCAGCGCACCGCGGCCGUAACUCAUUCGCUUGCAUGCGCCAGCCCAGCCAGGGACCCACCUUCGGAGUCAAGGGAGGUGCUGCUGGUGGUGGAUACUCACAGGUUAUUCCCAUGGAAGAGUUCAACCUCCACUUGACUGGUGACAUCCACGCCGUCACAGCGGCUAACAAUCUCCUCGCUGCUCAAAUGGACGCCAGGAUUUUCCACGAGCUGACCCAAAAGGACGGACCUCUGUUCGACCGGCUGGUGCCCAAGAUCAAGGGCGUCAGGAAGUUCUCGCCGAUCCAGCUGAGGAGGCUGCAGCGGCUGGGCAUCCAGAAGACAGACCCUGACACCCUCACGGACGAGGAGAAGGCUAAGUUUGCUAGACUUAACAUCGAUACCACUAAAAUUAUGUGGAACAGAGUGGUGGACUUGAACGACAGAUACCUCCGUAAGAUCACGAUCGGUCAGUCGCCCACUGAGAAGGGCUUCACCCGCGAGACUGCCUUCGACAUCUCCGUGGCUUCGGAGAUCAUGGCCAUCCUCGCCCUGGGCAAGGAUGUCGACAACAUCAAGGAGAGGCUCGCCAACAUGGUCGUGGCCCUAGACAAGAGCGGCAACCCUGUUACCGCUGAUGACCUGGGUAUGACGGGAGCCUUGCUGGUACUUCUGCGCGAUGCCUUCGAGCCGACCCUGAUGCAGUCGUUGGAGGGCACCCCGGUGCUGGUUCACACGGGACCCUUCGCUAACAUCGCGCACGGCUGCUCCUCAAUCCUCGCUGAUAAGAUCGCCAUGAAACUUGCCGGAGAGAACGGAUACGUCGCCACUGAGGCUGGCUUCGGAUCUGAUAUUGGUAUGGAGAAGUUCUUUGACAUCAAGUGUCGUGCAAGUGGCGACCGGCCUCACUGCGCCGUCAUCGUGUCGACAGUGCGUGCCCUGAAGAUGCAUGGCGGCGGCCCACCGGUCUCCCCGGGAUUGCCACUCCAUGAUGUAUAUGUACAGGAAAAUUUGGAGCUUUUGAGCAAAGGACUGUGCAACUUGGGAAAACACAUAAGCAACGGAAAGAAGUUUGGUGUUCCAGUCGUCGUGGCUAUCAACAAACAUGGAAACGACACAGACGCUGAAAUCAACAUGGUGAAAGAGUUCGCUCUGAAGAACGGUGCCUUCAGGGCCGAGCUUUGCGACCACUGGGCCAAGGGUGGUCUUGGAGCCCUGGAGCUCGCUGACGCCGUCAUCGACGCCUGCGAGAACAGCUCCAAGUUCGACUAUCUGUACCCCCUGGGCAUGUCAAUCCAGGACAAGAUCAAGGUCAUCGCGACGGAGAUGUAUGGAGCAGGACAAGUCGAGUACACUGACGAAGUGCUGGAAAAGAUCAAGAUAUUUACAAGCAAGGGUUACGACAAGUUCCCUAUCUGCAUGGCGAAGACAUCCAACUCUUUGACUGGCGACCCGUCGGUGAAGGGCGCUCCCACUGGCUUCACUCUACGUAUCAACGACAUCUUCGCGUCUGUCGGCGCUGGUUUCGUCGUCCCCAUGGUCGGCGAGAUCUCCCGCAUGCCCGGCCUGCCCACCAGACCCAGCAUCUACGACAUAGACCUCAACACCAAGACUGGAGAAAUCGAGGGACUCUUCUAAAGACGCUAUGUACCUAUAAAUUUAAGGAUUAAUGUUUUAUAAUCAAUGUUAAUAAAUAUGUUUAUAUAA